Molecule: messenger RNA, 3548 nt
Organism: Rubroshorea leprosula
Lineage: Eukaryota; Viridiplantae; Streptophyta; Magnoliopsida; Malvales; Dipterocarpaceae
Source: the annotation of a GenBank genome assembly
AAUGGAGUGGUCUCUGUUUUUCCGACGCAAUCCAACCGUGGAGAGUAAUGUCACCAUUGGUGUGAUUGAUUCUGGAAUCUGGCCUGAGUCAGAAAGCUUUAGCGACAACGGUUUUGGUCCUCCUCCCCAAAAGUGGAAAGGUGUCUGUGAGGGUGGCGAAAAUUUUACUUGCAACAACAAGCUCAUCGGAGCUAGAUAUUACACUACUGGCUCAGCAAGAGAUGACGAAGGUCAUGGGAGUCAUACUGCAUCUACUGCAGCUGGAAACCCUGUCAAAGGUGCUAGUUUCUUUGGGCUAGGAGAAGGAACUGCCAAAGGAGGGGUUCCCUCUGCAAGGAUUGCCGCAUACAGAACCUGUGAUACAAACGGGUGCGGUUCAGAAGAAAUUUUGGCAGCUUUUGACGAUGCAAUAGCUGAUGGAGUUGACUUGAUUACAAUUUCAAUAGGAACUGACGACCCCAUAGACUUCAAAUUUGAUCCCAUAGCAAUCGGUGCCUUCCAUGCCAUGGAGAAAGGAAUUCUUACCGUACAAGCUGCUGGAAAUAGUGGGUUCUCAGUAACAUUUAAGUCAACUUCAAGUUCAGCACCAUGGGUGCUUUCUGUUGCUGCAAGUAGCAUAGAUCGCCAAUUCAUCAGCAAGGUUGUUCUUGGGAACGGAAAGACACUAACGGGUUUGUCAAUCAAUACAUUCACGCUAAAUGGAACAAAGUUCCCAGUGGUUUCUGGAGAAGAUGUUGUAAAUAGUGGCUGUGGAGAAGCUGACGGUCGGGCUUGUGGCGAGGGGUGUCUCAACAAAGAAGCAGUAAAGGGAAAGAUUGUAUUGUGCAACACUGUUGAUGGAAUUGAUGGAGUGAAGUAUGCUGGUGGAGUAGGAGCAAUUGUCUAUAACAAUUUAAAUGAAACUGUUCCUCGUGCGCUCAUUUUCUCAAUUCCUGCCAUAGCUUUAAACAAAGAUAACUUUACUUUUGUGGAGACCUAUGUAAAGUCCAAAAAUCCUGUAGCUGAAAUAUUAAGAAACAUCAUUAAGAUGAUGCAGGUUUACAUUGUGUACAUGGGAUCAUGUGUUGAGGGGGAAACCUCUGUAAGAGAUGUCUUGAUAAGAAAUUACAAAAGGAGCUUUAAUGGAUUUGCUGCCAAGCUCACUGAUCACGAGGCAAAGAGGCUGGAAGGAAUGAGUGGAGUGGUCUCUGUUUUUCCUAGUACAACUUUCCAUGUACAGACAACAAGAUCAUGGGAUUUCAUAGGUUUCAAUGAAACCGUCGAACGCAACCCAACCGUGGAGAGUAAUGUCACAAUUGGUGUGAUUGAUAGUGGAAUCUGGCCUGAAUCAGAAAGCUUUAGUGACAAAGGUUUUGGUCCUCCUCCACAAAAGUGGAAGGGUGUUUGUGAUGGUGGCCAAAAUUUUACUUGCAACAAUAAGAUUAUCGGAGCUAGAUUUUACGUUGGUGACUCAACAAGGGAUGAAGGCGGUCAUGGGACUCAUGCUGCAUCUAUUGCAGCUGGAAACCAUGUAAAAGGUGCUAGUUUCUUUGGGCUGGGAGAAGGAACUGCCAAAGGAGGGGCUCCCUCAGCAAGGAUCUCUGCAUAUAGAGUUUGCGAUAAAGAGGGCGAGUGCAGUGCAGAUGGAAUUUUGGCAGCUUUUGAUGAUGCAAUAGCUGAUGGAGUUGACUUGAUUACAAUUUCAAUAGGAGCUGAAGCUCCCAUAGACAUCGAAAAUGAUCCCAUAGCAAUCGGUUCCUUCCAUGCCAUGGAAAAAGGAAUUCUUACCGUACAAGCUGCUGGAAAUAGUGGGAGCGCUUCAACAUUUUUGCCGACUUCAAGUGUAUCACCAUGGCUGCUUUCUGUUGCUGCAAGUGGCAUAGAUCGCCAGUUCAUCAACAAGGUUGUUCUUGGGAACGGGGAGACACUAACGGGUAUGACAAUCGAUACAUUCACACUAAAUGGAACAAAGUUCCCAGUGGUUACUGGACAAAAUGUUUCAAAUGGUAUUUGCGGGGAGACCGGAAUUCAAGCUUGUAACGAUGGGUGUCUCAACCCAGAAGCAGUAAAGGGAAAGAUUGUAUUGUGCGGCGAUUUUAGGGCAUUUAAAGGAGUCAAGGUUGCUGGUGGAGUAGGAGUAAUUGUCCUUAACAGUGCAAAUGAUUUUGUCCCUCGUGCGGUCAUUGUCUCAUUACCUGCCAUAGCUUUAAACAGCGAUAACUUUACUUUUGUGGAGAACUAUGUGAAGUCCGCAAACCCUGUAGCUGAAAUAUUAACAAGUGAAACUAUUAAAAACCAUGAUGCUCCUAGAGUAGCUCGCUUCUCUUCACGUGGGCCAAAUUCUGUGAUACCAGAUGUUUUGAAGCCGGAUUUAAGUGCUCCCGGGGUGGAUAUCUUGGCCGCGUACUCACCUCUAGGUUCACCCUCAGGAUUCUUUGGAGACAAUAGGCAAGUCAAAUAUAGUGUAUUGUCUGGAACUUCCAUGGCUUGUCCUCAUGCUGCUGGUGCUGCUGUCUAUGUUAAAUCAAUUCAUCCCGAUUGGUCUGCUUCUGCAAUCAAAUCUGCUUUGAUGACCACCGCUUCCUUCAUAGAGCCAAAUUCUCAACUUGAUCCAAGUCAAGGAAUUUCUUUUUCACCUGGAAAUAUUAAUCCUGCCAAAGCUAUUAAUCCGGGACUUGUAUAUGAAACUUCUAAAGAAGACUACAUAAAUGUGCUUUGCAGCAUUGGAUAUACUUCAGAUAUUAUUAGAAUAAUUUCUGGAGAUAACAGCUCUUGCCCGGAGAGCUCAAAGAACGGAUCGGCAAGGGAUAUGAAUUAUCCUUCACUGGCAGCUCAGGUUCCUGUAAGCAAACCUUUCAAACUUGAGUUUCAUAGAACAGUUACAAAUGUUGGCAGUGCAAAUUCCACUUACAAGGUACAAGUCUCUAAAAAUUCCAAGCAUAGUCUCAAUGUCACAGUGGUUCCUGAAGUUUUAUCUUUCAAGUCUAUAAAUGAGAAGAAGUCUUUCAACGUGACUGUUACUGGAGAAGGUUUUGAGGAAUUUGAUUAUGUGGCUACUGACUUGGUAUGGUCUGAUGGUAGCCAUAUGCUCAUUACAGAGACCCUAUUCCGUCCAAAUCCCAAAACCCUGCCUCUAGACUUCAAUUUCUGCAAAUCCAUUUCAGGGUUUAGGCAAUACCAUGAUGGGAGGCCAAGGGGACCCCUUUGGAGAGGGAAGAAGCUGAUAACCAAAAAGACGCUUUUUGAGAUACUGGGUUUAAAGAGGUUCAAGAAAGAUGAAGAAAAACUUCAAAAAUUCAUCAAGUUGCUUGUGUUAAGGGUAUUGAAGAUGGACAUGAUUGCUGUUCUAACUGAGCUUGAGAGCCAAGGAGAGACUUUUCUAGCUGUUAAGGUAGUAUCUUAGCAGCACCCGUCAAGUGUUUGUUAUAUUUCCAUAAAUGGCCUGUUCUGAAUUUUCCCUUUCAUGCAUACACGAUUGGUUCUCCUGUGUAGCUCAAUUUAGUUACCGGAAGAGAAAUGUUGUUGUCUUUUGUGCUAUGAUGAAAAUUUAAGAAAUUUUAUUGUGCCUG